Babesia microti strain RI is the source of this 1035-nucleotide messenger RNA. RefSeq names its product Shaggy-related protein kinase theta. The record is from RefSeq and is a predicted model, not a curated record. Bases 1 to 1035 code for a protein of 344 amino acids. Gene Ontology annotation, cellular component: cytoplasm. Lineage: Eukaryota; Apicomplexa; Aconoidasida; Piroplasmida; Babesiidae. The transcript has 6 exons. Gene Ontology annotation, molecular function: ATP binding; protein serine/threonine kinase activity. Gene Ontology annotation, biological process: protein phosphorylation; signal transduction.
AUGGAUGCCAAAACAAAUAGUGGAACUAAAUGUGUAAAUGAUGGCAAUAAUUAUACACUCGAAAAUAUCGUGGGAUAUGGCUCUUUUGGCGUUGUACACAUAGGGAAAACUAUCUCUGGAGAAAUAGUCGCCAUCAAAAAAGUGUUACAGGAUCCUAGGUACAAAAAUCGCGAAUUAUCUAUUAUGAAAGAUAUUAAACACCCAAACAUUGUGGAACUCAAAGAUUAUUUUUACACGGAAACCGUCGGUGAAGAUGGAAACAAGCAGAAAUAUUUAAAUGUUGUAAUGGAAUUUGUUCCAGAUACAGUAUAUAAGACCCUAAGAUAUUACAUUAAAAAUUUUAAACAAUUGCCCCUUUUUAUUAUUAAAAUGUAUGCAUUUCAACUCUGUCGUGCCCUAGGCUAUUUGCAUUUAAUGGGUAUUUGUCAUCGUGAUUUAAAACCUCACAAUCUCCUAGUGAAUCCUAAGACCCACAAAUUGAAACUCUGUGAUUUUGGUUCGGCAAAGAAACUCGUAAAAGGCGAAUGGAGUGUCGCAUAUAUUUGCUCCAGAUUCUACCGUGCCCCUGAACUUAUGUUAGGAACUAACGAAUAUACAACAGCCAUUGACACUUGGUCCAUAGGUUGUGUUAUAGGCGAAUUAUUUUUGGGUAAACCAUUAUUUGCAGGAGAUACUGGUAUUGACCAACUUGUUAAAAUAAUCCAAGUUCUUGGUACACCAAAUAAGGAGCAAAUGUAUGCCAUGAAUCCCAAUUAUUGUGAUGUAUCCUUUCCUGAUUUCCCACAAAUAGAUUUGGCAACUAUAUUCCCGAAAGAUACUCCCAGUUAUGCUAUUGACUUUAUAAACAAAUUUCUACAAUACGAUCCCACUAAUCGGAUUCAUCCACUUGAGGCCUUGUCACAUCCAUUCUUUGAACAACUUAAAAUGCCACCUGAUGAAUACAAAAACUGCAUCGAUGAAUCCUUCUUCCAAUUCACUAAAGAAGAACUUUGUUACAUGUCCCAACGAUGCAAAUCAAAUUUAUGGACAUCAUAA